Messenger RNA from Closterium sp. NIES-67, 1785 nucleotides. NCBI's taxonomy places the organism in Eukaryota, Viridiplantae, Streptophyta, Zygnematophyceae, Desmidiales, Closteriaceae. The record is from the annotation of a GenBank genome assembly.
UGACGGGUGCAAGCUUGCGGGGCGAUGCUUCGGGCUGACAUUCAUCACGUCCACUCUGGACAGGUAACGUCAAUCUCUAGGCAGAACAUCUGCUUGUUUGUACCUAAUCUUUCCGAACGAGCUCCUCCUAAUCUUGGGUUGAGUUGCAGAAGCGUCGAUGUAGCAUGCUUUGAAGUUAUUUAGGGGCCUGAUUUGGGAUUAUGGUGUUUGAUGACGCGUAUCAGGUGAUAGGCUUCGUGGGAGGGUUGAUGUUUCCGCUCUCCACAGCCGCUCAGACGUACAAGGUCCUCAAGACCCGAUCAGCUACGGACAUUAGCUACGCCUGGCAGCUCAUUUUUGCCCUCGCGCAUCUCCUGUACCUUGUAUAUUCUAUUCAUUUCGGUUUAUGGGUCAUUUACGUCCCUCAAGCCCUAGAGAUUGUGCUGCUGAUUUUUAUGAUUGUAGCAAAAGUGUAUUUUGACAAUUUUGGGCCAAGAAGCAAGCUGACACGAGCCACGGGAAAGAGCGCGUCUACCACAGCGAUAUUGGAGGCUGAACGAGCUCCGGACACAUAGUUUUCUUCCGGCAAACCCUUCGGAACGGCACCUUCGUCUAUCACAAUUUUGACCUGAAUCUGCAUUUGAAGAACACCAUAAUACGGUAGCAUCUUCCAACUCCACUCCUAUUUGAGUUACACCAAAGUGUUUACCCUGCAAGGCCCCAAAUUCCUCAAAUGUUCAUGCGUGUCAAUCUUGGUCACAUGAUCACAUCACAUAAUUUCUUAAUGUACCCGAAGCGUUUUUUAUUCAGGCGACUUGAUUGUGUAGUGUACCGUAACAUCUUGAUGAGUGUAGCCCUGACAAGCAGCGCGGUGGGUCUGACGGGAUGGGGAAGUUGCUGACACGGCAUGAGAAUUUUUGGUAGGGUUGUUGGGCUUCGCGAAGAUCCCCAACGUGGCGAACGCUUCCCCUCUACGCCAUCACCGCGUUGCACGAAACAGAGAUCUGCCCGCCGCGAAGAAAGUUGUUCGAGAAGGUGACCGUUCACCCCUCCUUCCCUCCAAACCAGAGAUCAGAUAAAUCCAUAGACUGAAGCAAGAAAGCCUCGAAACGUUCAGUUCUGCUACCAGCCAGCCUCAUCCCAGCUCAUAUUCCUCCAGGAACUUCUGCUAGGGUUUGUCAUCGUCUUUAUCCAGAUUCCUCAGCGACCGCGACCUCCCUUCAGUUACCAAGUCUCUUCUUCCAUCCUUCGUUCAUGUCCGAUCUAGAACUCGAGGUUCCUGGGGCCUUCGACCCGUUUGCCGACGCGAAUGCUGCUGAUGAUCCUGGAGCUGGAACUAAGGACUACGUCCAUAUCCGUAUCCAGCAACGGAAUGGUCGUAAGAGCCUGACGACUGUUCAAGGCUUGAAUAAGGAGUUUAAUUACAACAAGAUUUUGAAAGAUUUCAAGAAGGAGUUUUGUUGCAACGGAACUGUCGUUCAAGACAUCGAACUGGGUCAGGUCAUUCAGCUCCAGGGCGACCAGCGGAAGAACGUUUCUCAGUUCCUCAUCCAGGCCGGUAUUGCGAAGAAGGACCUCAUAAAGAUGCAUGGUUUUUAAUCUGUGUCUAAUGAUGAGGGGCUUACAUGUUCCCCUGCAGAUAGGCCUACCAGCUCUUAGAGGUAGGCUGUGUCGGCAGGGGAAGGGUCUGCUGUCUAGAAUAGACAUGAGAUGGAGAUGUAGUGCGGAUUGGGAUCAAUGACCACAUAACCUGUGUAAUGCGCAUAUUUUCUACGUUCCAGGCUCAGUUUCUUAUCCAUAAGCGCA